AUCAUAGCAACUCUUUAACUGAACCAUACAUAGCAGCUCAUAAUAUGCUGCUUACUCAUUCAUCUGUUGUCAGAUUGUACAAGAGAAAGUACAAGUUAACUCAACAUGGUUUUGUGGGAUUACAUAUCAUUGCAUACUGCUUUAUUCCUCAUACAAACAUGAUGGCAGAUGAAGCUGUAACUUUGCGAGCUUAUGAUUUCUACCUUGGUUGGCUUGGAAAUGAAAGAAUUCUUGGAAGUUCAUUGGAUCCUUUGAAUCUUCUGAAAAGCUUUACUGGUCCAGUGCCUGCACUACCUACGCGUAUGCCGGAGAAUGUAAAUCCGAGAUUAAGGACGUCGUGUUUCCCCCAGUGCAAGGAGAAGUAUGACCUUGAGUUGGCAAAACUUGUAUCUGAGUUUGAGAAUUCAUCAUCUGAAGCUAAAUUGGAAUCUCCUCGACCUCAGUUGCCUCAGUGGUUGCAAAGUGCUAAGCUAAAGAAUGAUAGUAAUGUAACUUCUUUGUCGCAGAUUAAGGAUCAAGGUUUUUUGCAGCAGAAAACUCAAGAACUACAAAAGAAGUGGAACAAUGCAUGCUUGCAACUUCAGCCUAAUUUCCAGAAUAAUGUUGGUCCUUAAAGAACCGUACCACCUGUUCUCUAUGCCAGGCUUGUACAAUCUGAACCUGCUUUUGCAUCAACCUUUACAACCCAAGCUCGUUCCAAGUAGAAGCCUUGGAGUGUGCCUGCAACUGACAUGUGGAGGAACUGAAGUUGAAGCAGUAACAGUAUAUAAAUGGCUCGUUCCACUCUGGAUGAGAUGUCAGCAAGUUCAAACUAUUUUGGAAAUACACAGUUCUGGUAUUCUUUACCAAUAAAAGACCACUCUAUGAUUGUAUCAAUCAAUGUUUUGAUGGAAUUGCCGACAUUAUGGCAGUAUUACAAACAGAAGGUGGUCUACUUCGUGGAGAGCACAAUCUCUUGGGUGAAGCCUUCCUAAUUAUGGCUUCUGCUGUCGGGGUUCAGCAACAACUAGAAGUUUUGGCCUGGUUACUUGAACUGCUAGUCUUCUGCUUCUUGUCAGGCAGCGAGGGAUGAAAGGCGUGAUUCUGUACAUGCACCUUUUUUAAAGGGACAAAAAAAGGCAGUGGGGGGUGAAAGAUGGGAACACUGGUAUGUAACUUUGAGUUUGGCUCACCAGAUAAAAGCAAAUUCUGGCAAGUCUCUUCACUCUAAAAUUCUUAAUCCAGAAGGUACUAACUUACUAUAUUUCUUUACUUUCUAGUUUUACAAAUGCUUUAGUUUUUCCAUUUUUGAAUAGAGGUAGUGUUCCCUUUUUGUCUAUCAGUUAUCACAGAGAGUUCUCCUAAGGAGAGGGAUGCUCUUAGGAUUGGAAUUAUCUCUGCGUGAAGUUCUAUUUCAGAUAAGCAGGUUAUGUAAAAGUACCAUCUAGUAAUAGGUUAAUAGAUAGUUUUAUGCAAGCCAAGAACUUAACCAUCAGUUCAUUUGAAAUAUUUUAAUCUUUUCAUUGUGAGAGGUAAUUGUGAAUAACUGUUUCAUUAUGUAAAAAAUCUAUGACCAUUGUUGUAUAAGGGGGAAAAGAGUAAAAAGGUGAAUAUAUGUUUAAUCAUGUAGCUAUCAUGGUUUUGUCUUUGGUUAAUUGUUGUGUAAGCACUGAGAAUGUUUCUUAACUUUUUCUUGGUGUUUUGACUUGAAAUGUUGUGAUGUUGCUUUGCUCAUUUUGAUUGUUUAUCCAAAUCGAAGAGGUAAUAUACAUGGCACGACUCGUUAUUAAUUGUUUUGCUUAAUUUUUACUAAUUUACUUGUCAUGCAUGUUGAAAUGGUUGGUCAAGUUUAAAGAGGCUAUUGUAAAUGGCGUGAACAGGUAAUUGAUAGUGGAAGCUAUCAAGUAUUAAGGAAUCCUUCCAUAUUUGAACAAGGAAAUGGGAUCAGAUGGGCCAAAAUCUGUGACCAUUCAUGUCACGGGGUUCAAGAAAUUUCAUGGUGUUUCUCAGAAUCCUACGGAGACAGCAGUUACAUGUUGAAAGAUUAUGUUGAAAAGAGAGGAUUACCUGCUGGUGUGACCUUGGGUAGCUGUACUGUUCUUGAAAUAGUUGGAGAGAGUGGACUCCCGACUUUGUUGAAGGUCAUAGAGAAGGAGCCUCUUCAGGAAACAGUUCAAAUAAUGGACAAGUCAUAUGGGUUAGUUCUACCGAGACAAACCUUCUUUGACUAAUUUGUGUGGAUUAAUGCUUGCUCUUUAAAACUGUCUUGUGCAGCAAAUUAUGCACAUUUAUGGAACAUGAAUAGCUGGAUGUGUGGUUCUCUGUUUUCUGAUGCUUUUUAGUUUAUUUGCUACCUCUGAAUUGUAGAUAUUUUGAUGGGUAAAUGUACUGUGUGAGCUAACGAUCAUACUCCUAUAGUGCCAGAUUGAGAGCUUAUUGUCCUGUCUUGGUUGCAUAUUAGGAUCUUGAGUGGAUAUGGUCUUGCCUACAAAUUUUAUUGUGGAGGUGUACUGUUUUCCAAAUGGCAACUUCAGAAUCUUUUAUGCUGUCUCUCCUCUAAUGAGCAUCAUGAAAUGUCCAUCGAUUCUAGAUUGGGAAAAGACCAUGGAUUUUGAUUGUCAAGAUGAAUUGGCAUAUUACUUCACUUUGAAUUUGGGUUCCCAUCGGCCAAGCUAAUAAGACACUAAUUGGUUCUUUUACAUCCUGUUAAUUAGUCUUCAAACAGCACAAACUAAAAUUAUUGAUUAGAAUUAUGUUUUGUGAUGUGUAUAUAGUUGUGUAUUGCAAUUUAUGUAUGUAUGUAAAUAAUAAUUUACAAUACGAUUUAUUAUUUUAUAUAAAUCAUUGAAAUUGGUAUUUGAGCUAGUUA
Messenger RNA from Capsicum annuum, 2848 nucleotides. RefSeq names its product beta-glucosidase 3-like. Lineage: Eukaryota; Viridiplantae; Streptophyta; Magnoliopsida; Solanales; Solanaceae. The record is from RefSeq and is a predicted model, not a curated record. Bases 45 to 614 code for a protein of 189 amino acids. The transcript has 6 exons.